AUGUCUGCCAUUUUGAAACAAAGAGUUAGAUAUGCCCCAUAUCUCAAAAAAUUAAGAACUGCUGAACAAUGUAUUGACUUGUUCAAAAAUGGUCAAUACUUGGGUUGGUCAGGUUUCACUGGUGUUGGUGCUCCAAAAGCUAUCCCAACUGCUUUGGUUAACCACGUUGAAAAGAACAAUUUACAAGGUCAAUUGGGUUUCCACUUGUUUGUUGGUGCCUCUGCUGGUCCUGAGGAAAGUAGAUGGGCUGAAAACAACAUGAUCUUGACCAGAUCUCCACAUCAAGUCGGUAAGCCAAUUGCCGCUGCUAUCAACGACGGUAGAACUCAAUUCUUUGACAAACACUUGUCUAUGUUCCCACAAGAUUUAACCUACGGAUUCUACACCAAAAACAAACCAAAUGGUUCUAACUUGGACUACACGAUUAUUGAAGCCACUGCUAUCACCGAAGACGGUGCCAUUGUUCCAGGUCCAGCUGUUGGUGCUUCUCCAGAAAUGCUUUCUGUUUCUGAUAAAAUCAUCAUUGAAGUCAACACAAAAACCCCAUCUUUUGAAGGUAUUCACGAUAUUGAUUUGCCAGUUAACCCACCAUUCAGACAACCAUACCCACACACCUCAGCAGAUUUCAGAAUUGGUAGAACUGCUAUCCCAGUUGAUCCAGAAAAAGUUGUUGCCAUUGUUGAAACUACCGAAGGUGACAAAGUCCCACCAAAUACCCCAAGUGAUGCUCAAUCUCAAGCAAUUGCUGGUCAUUUGAUUGAAUUUUUGGAAAACGAAGUCAAACAAGGACGUCUCCCAGAAAACUUGCACCCAUUACAAUCUGGUAUUGGUAACAUUGCUAAUGCUGUUGUUGAAGGUUUGGCACAAUCCAACUUCAAGAACUUGACUGUUUGGACCGAAGUCUUGCAAGAUUCUUUCUUGGAUUUCUUUGAAUCUGGAAGUUUGGAUUUUGCUACCGCCACUUCCAUCAGAUUGACCGAAGAAGGUUUCAAGAAGUUCUAUGACAACUGGGAUGUCUACUCCAAGAAAUUAUGUUUAAGAUCACAAGUUGUUUCCAACUCCCCAGAAAUUAUCAGAAGAUUGGGUGUUUUGGCUUUCAAUACUCCAGUUGAAGUUGAUAUCUAUGCCCAUGCCAACUCUACCAAUGUUAUGGGUUCAAGAAUGUUGAACGGUUUGGGUGGUUCCGCUGAUUUCUUGAGAAAUGCUAAAUUAUCUGUCAUGCACACUCCAUCUGCUCGUCCAACUAAAGUCGAUCCAACUGGUGUUUCCUGUAUUGUCCCAAUGGCCACUCACGUUGACCAAACCGAACAUGAUCUUGAUGUUAUUGUUACAGAACAAGGUUUAGCUGAUCUUAGAGGUCUCAGUCCUAAAGAAAGAGCUCAAGUUAUCAUUAACAACUGUGCUCACCCAGAUUAUCAAGCACAAUUACAGGACUACUUUGACAGAUCUGUUUUCUACGCUACCAAGAAGAAGUGCUUACACGAACCACACAUGUUGAACGAAGCCUUUGCUAUGCACUUGAACUUGCAAGAAAAUGGUACUAUGAAAUUAAACAAAUAG
Messenger RNA from Candida tropicalis MYA-3404, 1560 nucleotides. RefSeq names its product acetyl-CoA hydrolase (gene ACH1). Lineage: Eukaryota; Fungi; Ascomycota; Pichiomycetes; Serinales; Debaryomycetaceae. The record is from RefSeq and is a predicted model, not a curated record. The coding region runs from base 1 to 1560 and encodes 519 amino acids. Gene Ontology annotation, molecular function: acetyl-CoA hydrolase activity; acetate CoA-transferase activity. Gene Ontology annotation, biological process: acetate metabolic process. Gene Ontology annotation, cellular component: mitochondrion. The transcript has a single exon.